AUAAUUGAAAUGUUAUAUGAAAUAUAAGUAUAAAAGCAUAAAUCGUGAAAAUGUAUCAAUAGUAAUACUUGAUUGUUAACAUUAUAAAUAUAAUUGGAAAUGCAAUAUUUUUGUUGAUAUAUUUAAAAAAAAAGAAAAAAAAAAAAAAAAAAAAAAAAAAAAAAAAGAAAAAAAAAGAAAAGAGUUUUUUUUUAGAUUAACGAUAAUCUAAUAUUUGUAAAAUAAUAACGAAUUAAAUAAACAUAUAUAAGAGCAGAUAUAUUAUUUAGAAGUUUUUAUUAGCACAAUUCUUUGAUAGUAAUAUUUAUAUAAAGUUUCAUCCAUAAACAGUGAUAUAGUUCGUCCGCCCGAAGUAAAAAUAUGUAGUCUACUGUAGGGUAGGUUAUUGAUUUCUGUCUAGGUGCCAUGUUGGUAGUGAAUACGGUUGGGGGUGUCUCUUGAGUGUAUAUAUAUCGCAGCAGUCUGCAAGGAGUAUAAAUAGGAGGGGUAGUUGCACCAUUGACCCAGUGUUGAGUUGACACACAGUCAGUUCAGUCACUCAAGCGUUAUCGUUAAACAUUGCCGUCUUCUACAUUUUUUAUUCUUUCAUGUGAAUCGCUAAUGCUAUACUAAAAUUCGUAAAGAACCAAAUUGAUCCAAUACAAUCCUAAAACACUGCCCUUUCGUACUUACGUUUAAACCAUACGAAUUUUUAUUCGAACCACAUCAGUACUUAUAUAGUGCUUUAAUAUAACAACGUUUGUAAACGUUUAUAGUUAAUAGUAUUGCGUAAAUGUAAACUCGAUUGCAUUUCAUUUAAGGAUAUAAGUGCAUUGUCCAACAAAUGUGCAACGAGAAUCAGGCCUUAUAAGUGUCAAUUUAAACAAAAAAAAAAGUGAAUUUCUGCUCUAUCAAAACCAUUGUUUUUAUUCAUUAUUGAAAAAUUGGAAUAAGGCAAUUUUUUCGAAAACGUAUUUGAAAAAAUUAUUGUGAAUCUAUUAUUUACAAUUUGAAGCAACAUGUCAGAGACAGCAGGGAUAGUACAAGGAUUGGGUAAUCCAUAUAAGAUAGUCGAUCAUGCAAGAGAAAGAAGAAAGGGUAUCACUGCCUCUUCUUUAAAAGAUUUAACUAAUAUUGCUCGAAAUCGCUUGGCUUUACCACCAGAUGCAAAUCUUACAAUUGUAUUGGAGCAAGAUGGAACCGAGGUAGAUGAUGAAGAAUAUUUUGCAACUUUGGAAAGAAACACCAGUCUAAUGGUUUUAUAUGGAGAUCAGAAAUGGAUUGCAGCAGGUAGUAGCAAAACUGCUUCUCGUUAUAUUGUUGUGGAUGAUGUGGACAACAUAGAAGGCACUUCAAGAAGUACCGAAAUCAGACGUCGACGUCCUCCAAUAGAACCAUUGGUUUCAUCGUUACAUGAUGAUCCAUCACAUAUUUCAUUACUUGGUGGAAAUGAUUUAGAACUGCUCAGUGAUAUGGAUCCUGACAGCUUAGCUGAUAUAGUACCUGACAGGAUUUUCCUUGAGCAAUUGAAGGAAGCAUCUGGUCGAUUUCUCGCAGAAAAACGACAAGCACAGGAGUCAAUGGCUCUUCUUCAGAUUUAUGCAAGUGGUGGAGAAAUGGAGCGAGCGUAGGCCAUGUGGGGGGUGGGCGCCCUCACAUUGGCUAAUAUGUAUCGAGUUAGGCGUCGUAUUUUCUAUAAAGGUCGCCAAUUACAACAAACUUUAAUCCUUCUUUGGAAUUGAGCCCAUACAACAUUUACUUGCAAGCCUCAAUUGGAGCAAGCAAAAGAUCAUUGUACUACAGCAAAAAAUGAAAAAAUCUAUGGAUUAAGGAUUUACAAUUCUUUUCCAUAUAAAACCUGUUUACCAGGGUUGUUUUGAAGAAAGUGAGAUGAUAAAGAAAUACGUACAGAUACACAAAUAAUUCUAUUUGACUACAAAUGAUUUAUGGAGUAUUUGAAAAUAUUUAUUCAGUCCAAAAUUAUCAAAUUUAAUAACCAAAGAUAAACAAAAUCGUGCUUAUAUAUCUCAUGAGUUAAAUAUUGUAUAAUUAGAUCAGAUUUUAUCUUAUGUUUUUGUUAAUAUAUAUAUUAUUAACUCAAAAAUAGAUACUUUGGACAUAUGUUAAGUUUAGUAUGUGGCAUAUGGAAUUGCUUUAAUACAAAAUAUGAUUAUAAUACAAAUAUAUAAAGUACUUAGCCAUUAAAUAAUCUGAACAUAUUUGAUAAGAAAAAAUAAUGAUGUCAAAGAAGGUAUUCCGUCACGAUGUUAUCAUAUCAGUAUUAGCACAAGAAUAUGUUUUAUUUAUGUAUUUUAUGUAGAUAUAUCCAUACUGAACUUAUGUUCAACGAAGAUUGAUGGAAUAUUUAAGACUGAAUUUAUAGGAAAACCGAUUGCAUCCCCAUUAAAAUCACCAAUUCAUUGAACACUAGAUGUAGUGAUGUAUUAGAAAACAAAACAAUAUCAAUCCUUUGAUACCAAACGAAGUUGUGCAUUUGAUAAAAAAAUCAACAGAAAAUAAAGAAAAUAGACAGGUGUUCCUGAAAAGAUUAUACAUAUGCACAAUUAGUAGAUGAGCUUCAUGGUACUAACUGUUCUUCAUUUGUAAUAAGCAAAAUAAUUUUUAAAUAUUUAAACAAAUUGUUACUAUUGCAAUUACAUUAUGUUGUAUUUUACAUUACACUAUAUGUAAAAAUUGAAUUACGCUAUAUUUUAAAAAGAAAGAAAGGAGAGAACAGUGAAUACAAUGUGUAUGUCUACUCUUUACAGGUACUCCAUAUUUAAAUAUCGUGACAUUCUUUGAUAUAUAUAUCUUAACAUACAUAUGCAGAAUUUUAGUGUUUACAUUGUUAUCCUUACAAUAAACGUCUAAUUUAUGUCAUGCAAAACUAGUCAAUGCAACGAUCAGUAUAAGGAUAUUUAUUACUUGGUAAUAUAUAGAUACAUCACUAAAGCAAACUGCAUUUGUUGUGUAUUAGAAUUAUUUUAAUUUCUAAUAAAUUAAAAGGAAUAUUAUUCAUACUUGAAUUUUUUAGGUAUGAUAGUAUAUAAUUAAUAUAUUGAAUAGACUGCCAAUUACAAGUGACACACAUUAGUGCUCAAUAUAUUGUAUUUAAUGAUUGUUUUUAAUAUUUGCAUUCAAUGCAAUUCUGAAUAACUUUAUUAUCUUCAGUCUAUAGUAUUAUUAUAAAUAUAUUUUAUUAACAAGGAUAUAUUAACAAAUGAACAAACAACUUAUGUUUUAAUAGAAUGUAAAAAACGCGUAUUUAUAAGUUCAUACAGAGCGUUAGAUGCAUUUUUAGAUUUAUUAGAUGCAUUACGCAAUUGACAAACCGCCUCUUGUAAGACAAGUUCGCUUCUUAAUAAUUGUCUGUUGACAGCUGAUAAUUCUUGAACAUCAUUAACAACUGUUCCUUCUGUCAUCUGAAUUAUAUCUUUAUCCAAUGUUUCAUUACAUUCACCUAUAUAAAACAUGAAAGUAACAUUUUUUAUUUGCAUUACAUUAUUAUCGUUAUUAUUUAAAAUAGAUAAUAUUUCAUAAAAAAUAAUUUUUUCUCUUUAUAAAUAUACAAUGUAUCAUUUAUACUAUAUAUACAUUUAAAGUAUAUACAUAACAGGAUAAUGUUCUGCUUGUGAGUAAAACAAAUUUUAGGUGCUAAAUGAAAUGGAUCAUAAUCCAUUAAAUUCUUACUUCAGUAAAAAAAUUGCAUUAUCGAUAAAAAUGUUUCUGCAUCAAAAAUAUUAUAUACAAUACUGUGUUUUAGCUAUAGGGAUGCAUAUUGUACUACUAUAAUAUUAAUGAAAUAUGAUGUUAUUAAAAGCAUCUGUUUUACAUUCUUUCUGUAACCAAAACCUGUAGGAUAUUAAUGUAUUUCUAAAAACAUAAUUAUUCAGCCUUAUCAAAUAAAAAAUCUUUGUAUUACU
Messenger RNA from Vespa velutina, 3902 nucleotides. Its product is annotated as DNA fragmentation factor subunit alpha-like. The record is from RefSeq and is a predicted model, not a curated record. NCBI's taxonomy places the organism in Eukaryota, Metazoa, Arthropoda, Insecta, Hymenoptera, Vespidae. Gene Ontology annotation, biological process: apoptotic process; regulation of apoptotic process. Bases 999 to 1610 code for a protein of 203 amino acids. The transcript has 3 exons.